AUGGAGAGCAAUAAGGGCCCAAGAAGCAUUUGCACGUAAUUUAUUACACUUCCCAAUGAAAGCAAGAAGCCACCAUCUUUGAUCCCGUCUGCUCUCUCUAUCUCUCCGUCAUUGAAUCAAUUAUUCAUUUUAAUCUUUAAUUAUUUCCCAUUUCCCAUCUUCACCAACCCCUUUUUUCCUUUCUACAUAUACUUACAGAUUCUGUAUGUAUUCAACAACUUUGAUCAUCUUCAAUUUCUACAUGUACAUAAAAAUACACACAUAAAAGCUCAGAGAUCAUGUCUGUGAAUCUCCAAUCUAUAUCAGAAGCGACCUCAGGAGCCAUUGGAGCUUUGGUUAGUACAACUAUUUUGUACCCUCUUGAUACUUGUAAGGCCAAGUACCAGGCUGAGGUUAGAGAACAGGGUCAUCAGAGAUACAGGAACCUUUCUGAUGUUCUUUUAGAAGCAAUAUCAAAAGGUCAGGUUCUUUCGUUGUAUCAAGGCCUUGGAACAAAGAACCUGCAGUCAUUCAUCGCACAGUUUGUAUAUUUUUAUGGAUAUAGUUACUUCAAGAAAUUAUAUCUGAAAAAGAGUGGUUCCAAAUACAUUGGCACCAAAGCAAACCUACUUAUAGCAGCUGCUGCUGGGUCAUGUACUGCCCUUAUAACUCAACCUCUGGAUACCGCAUCCUCGAGAAUGCAAACGAGCUCCUUUGGGAAAUCGAAAGGACUAUGGUUAACCCUAACUGGAGGGAGUUGGAGUGAAGCAUUUGAUGGCCUUGGCAUCUCUCUUCUUUUGACUUCCAAUCCUGCAAUUCAGUACACAGUAUUUGAUCAGAUGAAACAGAAGGCGAUAAGGAAACAAGUUAAAACUCAAAAUGGAUCAUCCUCCGAAUCCCUUUCGGCCUUCUCUGCUUUUAUGAUAGGUGCAAUCUCAAAGAGCAUUGCAACUGUAUUAACUUAUCCAGCUAUCAGGACUAAGGUAAUGAUUCAGGCUGCAGAUCCGGAUGAGGAUGCCAAUGGGAAUGGUAAAACAAAAUCCCGCAAAACAAUAUCUGGUGUUAUAUAUUCUAUAUGGAAAAAAGAGGGCUUGCUAGGAUUUUUCAAGGGGUUGCAUGCACAGAUUCUGAAGACUGUGUUAAGCUCAGCACUACUAUUGAUGAUUAAAGAGAAAGUUGCAGCAACAACUUGGGUCCUUAUACUUGCCAUUCGAAGGUAUCUUGUGGUCAGUGCAGGUAGAAUAAAAAAAGCUUAAAACUGAAGUGAAGGUUGAUGAGAACUGUACUUUAUGGUCAGUGUAAAUGCUUGCCUCGCAAACAAGGGAGUAUAAGAUUAUGUGUUUCGUAAUUAGCUUCAUAAGAGGUCUAGACAGAGAAACAAAAUAAUCUGGAGCAAUAGAAAGCAGAACAGACAGACUGAGUUGAUCACUUGAAGUUUAAUUACUUCAUACGUCUCACAGUGUAUGAUAGAUAAAAUUCUACAGUGAUUAGAUCAGAAUUCAUGUUGGAGUUGAUUUGUUUAGAGUAAAGUUCUUAUUACUGAACUAUACAGGUUAAUGUCUUCAUAAAUCUGUCAUUUAAAAGUUUUUCUGUUAUAUAGAAGGUAUUGAAUUUGGGCUACUGGAAUCACUGGUCAACUGGUAGCAUAAUGUGUUGGAAUUUUUGUCCAAUAAAGACUCUGGCAAGUGCAAAUGCUGAGUAUUUUUUUAA
Molecule: messenger RNA, 1689 nt
Organism: Daucus carota subsp. sativus
Lineage: Eukaryota; Viridiplantae; Streptophyta; Magnoliopsida; Apiales; Apiaceae
Product: peroxisomal adenine nucleotide carrier 1
Exons: 5
Coding region: 279-1235 (318 amino acids)
Biological process (GO): ATP transport; peroxisome organization; ADP transport
Cellular component (GO): peroxisomal membrane
Molecular function (GO): ADP transmembrane transporter activity; ATP transmembrane transporter activity
Source: RefSeq, a predicted model, not a curated record